Messenger RNA from Homarus americanus (American lobster), 676 nucleotides. Its product is annotated as keratin, type I cytoskeletal 9-like. Bases 39 to 584 code for a protein of 181 amino acids. The transcript is spliced from 2 exons. Lineage: Eukaryota; Metazoa; Arthropoda; Malacostraca; Decapoda; Nephropidae. The record is from RefSeq and is a predicted model, not a curated record.
UCACAUGGAAGCCAGUCAGUCCUACACCAGCGACAACUAUGAAACUGUUGAUGGUCACCGUGAGUGUUGGUCUCCUGUUGGGCUCCUGCACGGCAGAUGGCGGCUCCCACCAUGGCAGCAGCUUUUCACGUGGAGCUCACGGAGGAGGCUCUGGUGGCGGUCGUCGUGGGUUCAACGGCGGUUCAUACUCCGGUGGCGGCUCCAGCGGUGGUCAUGGUGGCUCCAGUGGGAGCCACGGCUUCACAGGAGGUUCUUUAGGACACGGGUCAGGAGCCAUCUCAUCUGGUAGUGGCGGUGGAUCCACUGGUGGAUUUUCUGGAUCCACUGGUGGCUCCCUCGGUCAUAGUGGCUCGGCUGGUAGUUAUGGAUCUGUCGGUGGUCGAAGUGGUUCCUUCGGUGGUCAAGGGGGUUCCUUCGGUGGUCAAGGGGGCUCCUUCGGUGGUCAAGGGGGUUCCCACAGUGGUCGUGGGGGAUCCUUCGGUGGUCAAGGAGGCUCCUUCGGUGGUCAAAGGGGUUCCUUUGGUGGUCAAAGGGGUUCCACCAGAGGCCAUCGUGGCUCAUACGGUCGCCCAUACGGUCAGUGAUGUGAGUCCUCGUGACAUUUACAGACACAAGGUCAAAUCUACGUACUGCCUUGUGUCAGGCACUAAGUGUUAAUAAAUAUAAUCAAAAUCAA